GGUAUUAGUGAUUCCCCUUACCUCGUGCGACCCCUCGCAUAAAAUGUCUUUUCAGUGCACGCGAAGGCGGCUAAACGUUCAAACUGGAUUUUCUCGAAAACAGUUCGGAAUCGUCCGUAAAGACACGUUGCCCGUCGCCCGCCUUUUUAUUGUUCCGUCGAGAACACUUCUAUCGGCGAUCGGCCCGCGUAAUCGAUGAUGAGCGAUCGUAAGCUUAAUCCAGCAGUAAUCUCAGGUGCGAAAAGUUCUCAAGUCAUUUGGCAGAGGAGUUCGUCGAUUUCCUCGCCGGCGUUCGCUCCUCAGUUGAUGACGAGCGGUCGGCGGGUCCGCACGCAUCGACUGCGCAGUAUUCGAAUGAUGUGCUUCUAAAUCGGUGCAUCUAAGAGAGACAUAUAGGAACGUUGUUUAUGGUCAACAGUCGAGGAACCAAAGUUCAUCGCCGAAAAAUACAUUUAUCUAAUCCAGCUGUACUGUCAUACACUGAUAGACACUGGAGGCAAUCAGACAGUUAGCGAUCAGCUUCCCCCGAUUAAGAUUGCUCGUUGCGAAACCGUCGUGACUUCCAGAUGGAGAGCUGAAAUUGAGUUCAACCAUGCGUGCGCCAGGAUCGUACAACUAUCAAUAAAUCGUGACCGGGAAAGUGUCAUCGAACGAUUCUACUUUCAUGCGGCGGCCGACGAGCUGAUUUUUACGUUCUGUGAUUGACAAUUGUGAAAACCGUUUAACGUUCGCCGAAAAAUGCCUGCUCAACUGAGCAAGUUUUUUCUGGAUGCUAGCUGCAAGGAAUAUUGUCAUCCUUGGACCGAUUCCUGUGUCAGCACGACAGCCGGACUCGGUCUGCACGCUCUUCAAGAAAGCAUCAGGAUAUACUCCACUGUAUAUUUAGUCACGCUGUUAUUAAGAGGAAAGGUUCCAUCUAAAAAUGAUAUCAAAAAAACAUUGGCGGGUAUCCUACAAUCUACAGCUUUUCUCUCGUGGAGUGCCUUUUCCUAUGCUAUGUUCAUUUGUUCCCUGAGACGGCUGCUUGGACAAUUUAACUUUCUGACUGUAUCCUUUUUGCCGUCUUUUCUAUCCAGUUUGACAGCUAUUUUUGUCGAAAGACCAUCUAGACGUACUAUGUUAUGUUUAUAUGUAUCUAACAUUGCUACAGAAACGUUAUUUAAAAUGGGACAGGCCAGGGGAUACUAUUCUUCUAUUUCAAAUGGUGAUAUAUAUAUUUUUGCUACAAGUGUGGCAUUGUUACAUUAUUUUUACCGUUCCAAAACAAAUAAACAUGAUUCUAUGUAUAAGAUAUUGAGAAUUGUUACUGGGAAAUAUGAAGAUAUCGAAUAUGUUGAAAACAGCAGAUUGCAAUCUCCAGAGUUGGAGCAUUCUGCAGAUGAAAAUAAUGCAGAGAGCAUAAGGAGAAAGAAUAUCAUAGCUAAAAAGACUCAUGAAAAAAAUAUAUUCCUAAAGUGUCUUGCAGUUUAUAAGAAAAUUAUUGAAACUCUUAAAAAUCUAGGGAAGCAUGUAUCUUGUCCACAUCCUCAUAGUUGUUUUCAUUAUGUAUUAACGGGUGGUAUGAAACUGUUUGGUUAUGGGUUCAGUACUCAGUUACUGCUCAAUAUUGUUUUUCAAUUUAAAAAGUUACGUGCAAAGCCACAGUUAAUUAAAUCUGUAAUAUUUAAGAAAGGCAACCUCAACUUGGCUGUGUUCUUAGGAGGUUUUGUAGGACUUUAUAGGCUAGUUUCUUGUUCCUUAAGGAGAUUUUUCCAGAAAGAUUCUGCAUAUUAUGCGUUUCCAGCUGGAUUCUUAGGUGGUCUAGCAUUUAUGUCUUAUGGUGGUAAUACCAUAGCUUUAUACUUCAUGUGGAAAGCAUUACAAUUACUCUGGAAUGAUCUUGUGGAAAAACAAAUAGUACCUGAGGUGAAAUGGUUUGUGAUUUUCUUAUACUGCUUUAGCACAGCAGUACUCUUCCAUGUAGCAAUUAUUGAGCCACAAAAUUUACGUGUGUCUUACUGGAAGUUCUUGUGUAAUAUUUCUGGAGAUAGGAUAGCAGCUAUGUCUCGGAUACCGUUAGACCAUUUUGGUUUAGAAAGUACUAAAUAUCUUGCAGAGGUGGUCGCGAAAACCAACACCAACGAUAGAAGAAAUUACUUGUUUUAAUUUUGUAUUUAGAAAAAAAAGAACUAUUGGGUUUUAAUUUUAUGGAUGUACUUUGCUGUUUAUAACAUGUACAUUGGAAAAAAAAGACAACCAAAGAACUUUAAUUACUUUUUAAUUUAUACUAUGUAAAUUAUACAAAUUUAAUUGUGUAAAAAAUUAGCUUAUACGUGUGAGUAUACCUGUGUUCCGUACGAGUGGUUCGAAUGAAUGUGAUUAGGAUUAUCUUUUGUUGUUUUACUUAGUUAAUUGGAGGUUGUUGAUCGCGAGAAUGCCGUUACGUAAAAUUCGUGUACAGUUUCUAUU
Molecule: messenger RNA, 2448 nt
Organism: Nomia melanderi (Alkali bee)
Lineage: Eukaryota; Metazoa; Arthropoda; Insecta; Hymenoptera; Halictidae
Product: transmembrane protein 135
Source: RefSeq, a predicted model, not a curated record